Messenger RNA from Phanerochaete carnosa HHB-10118-sp, 936 nucleotides. RefSeq lists its product as uncharacterized. The annotation marks the transcript as partial. Lineage: Eukaryota; Fungi; Basidiomycota; Agaricomycetes; Polyporales; Phanerochaetaceae. The record is from RefSeq and is a predicted model, not a curated record. Gene Ontology annotation, molecular function: single-stranded DNA binding. Gene Ontology annotation, biological process: DNA damage response. The transcript is spliced from 5 exons.
AUCAAAGCGAGACUGGCAGCUGAUUAUGACAGUUCCCCUGGACAAUUGCUGUCUAGAACUGCUUUUAUACGCUCUCACAACCUAGGGCCUAAUAGCUUUAUUCCCAUCCUUCGACAGCAGACCGAGACAGCCCGGACUUGUGUCUUGCACACCAUGCGAUGGGGUCUGCAUGGUGCUGGCCUUCGCACGGUAGCCAACAGCCAAUCUGUUGCCAGCGGUACAAAUUCGCUGUGGGUCAUGCUUCGGGCAACAAGGAGAUGCGUGUUGGUUUGUCAAGGAUUUUAUGCAUGGCGCAAGAAGGACAAGAAACUGGUUCCGUACUACUUCAAGCACCCCGAUUCACGCCUAGUCCUCCUUGCCGGCCUAUAUGAUACUUGCUCACGCUUUUGGACAGGAAACAUGGUGCACUCGUUUGUGCCCUUGGUUUCAAACCAUAACAGCCAGAGUAGAUGUUUGACUCCCGUGGUUUUGCAAACCUCAGCAGCUCUCACCUCUUGGCUGGACACCAGUUCGCUACAGUGGAACGAGACUCUAGCGGAACUUAUUGCGCCCAGCACGAAGGUGGAUUCGCUGAUGACGAAUUAUCAAGUGCUCUCCCGAAUUGAGCGUGAAUGCUCAAGCUCUCCCUCUAUGACGCUUCCGAUCUCAGAGCGCAUCGAUGGCAUUAAGGCCGCUUUUGCUCGGCAGCCUACAACGCCUUCCCGAGCGCAAGCGACUCCUACGCGCCGUCUCGCUCUCAAACCUGGGUCAGGGUUUCGGGGGGCUGCCAAGACCCCGGGACCUCCAGGCACGUCGAGUGCUUCAAAGCGAAGGCGGUCGCGCUCGCCUUCGGUCGAAAUAAUUGAUCAGCCGUCAUCGCCUUCUGCCUCUGCUGCUGUGCGAAAGAGGCAAAGGCUGACACAUGCUGUGAAUACUACACGUCGCCGUAAUGCGUGA